AUGGCCGAUAAAGAAGCCCUAAUCAGGGAAAUGGCAUUUCCUAACGCCCCCCGUAGCUCCCCUCCUGGGGAGCUGCCAGGUGGACAGGCCCACAUGCUUAUAACGCCAGAGCGGGUGCAUCAGGCUUUAUUCAGCCAGAGCAUUAAGAAAGCUCCGGGGGCCGACAGGCUCAAUUUUAAAGCAUGCCGGCUACUCUGGGCACUAGACUCACCCCGAAUCAUAGGGAUGGCUAGGCAGUGCUUUCGGCUUGGGGUGCACCCAGGGGCCUGGAAGACCGCUAAAGGCAUCCUACUUCGGAAGCCAGGGAAGCCUGAUUACACCCAGGUGAAGGCCUGGAGGGUGAUAAGCUUGCUUAGCUGCCUGGGCAAGGUUGUUGAGAAGCUGGCUGCAGGCCUUAUAGCGGACUGGUGUGAGGCCCAGGGGGCUUUACACCCUGGACAAAUGGGGUGCAGGCGGGGCCGUGGGGCUAUUGACGCGGUGGCCUGCCUCGUGCAAACAGUGCACGAGGGAUGGACUCAAAAGCUUCUCACAGGCACUAUCUUUAUUGACGUUAUGGGGGCCUUCGACCAUGUUGACCCCUAUAAGCUUAGUGAGGCUAUGGAAGCUGCAGGCCUGGACAAUGACCUUAUAAGGUGGACCUUAUCCUUCCUUACAAAUAGAAGGGUCAGCCUCGUAAUUGACGGUUAUAAAGCUCCUGAACAGCCUAUUGACUCAGGGCUGCCCCAGGGCUCACCGGUCUCCCCAAUCCUCUUUCUUAUCUAUAUCCGGGGUGUGUUUCAGGCUAUGGAACAGCAGGUGCCAGGGAUCAAGGCCCUGUCCUAUGCCGAUGACAUAGGCCUGGUAGCCCAGGGAAGCUCGGUCUCUGAGAUCUGCAGGCAGCUAGAAGCAGCGGCAAAAGCUGCUAUUGAGUGGGGACUGGCAGAUAGCGUCAAAUUCGACCCUAAAAAGACAGAGGCCAUCCUAUUCUCUAGGGCCACCAGCAGGGAACAUAAAAAUCAGGUCCAGGAAGCUAGGGUGCAGGUAGGAGACGCUUUAGUGGCAUUCUCCCCAACAGCCAUCCGGUGGUUAGGGGUCUUACUAGAUCCAAAGCUUACCCUCAAAGCCCACUAUAAGUACCGCCUGCAAAAAGGUCAAAAUACUGAAAGACGAGUGCGGGCACUGUGCAAGGCCCAGGGGCUCCCCCCAGGCCUGGCAUGGCGAAUCCAAAAGGCCACCGCGCAGUCAGUGGCGCUUUAUGGGGCCGAGCUUUGGUGGCAUGGGCAAAAGAACUGCCUAGAAGGACUGCAGGGCCUAAUUAAUAACCAGGCCCGGGCAGUCACAGGCAUGCUGAAGUCCACCCCAUUAGGACCGCUUAUAAGGGAGGCAGCUUUGGAACCAGCAGAGGCCCUAUUAGAUAGUAAACAGCGGCGGUAUGCCCUGAGACUCCUAGGACUUCCCCAGGGGCAUCCAGCAGCAGAAAUACUCCCCAUAACGCUUAGGGAGGGAGACGCCCAUGCACAGCCUGGAGAGCAGCCGCUAGAAGACCGAGCUUGGGCAACACCAACCCGCCGAGGCCCCUGGAAGCUGGGCAUGGGCCUGGCCCGCAGGCUACGAGAGGCCUUGACCGCCGACCCCUCCCAGGGCUUUGAGCGUACAAUAGAGCCUGGUAAUAGGUCUAUACCACUAGAUUUCAGGAUAGACUCCCCUGAAACCGCUAUGCAAUUAGCCUCAGACCCCCUAAGUGGGAUAGGGAACACUGACCUUUACUCAGACGGUUCCAGGUUAGACGAUCAGCGCGUAGGCGCUGCGGUAGCUUAUAAGCCACUUAUUGGCCCCUGGAGGUCGCGCCUAGCUCCCCUGGGCGCAGGCUUCGAAGUCUUUGAUGCAGAACUAAUAGGAGUAGUCGAAGCCCUAGAGUGGGCGCUGGCAGAGAAUCUUAGAGGGCCAAUUAGGGUGUUUCUCGAUGCUCAAGCCGCUAUAGGCAGGCUUCAGCAUACCCAGCCAGGCCCUGGCCAAGCCCUGGCGCUGCGGGCACAUGAUCUAGCCAAGGAACUGCAGGCCACCGGCCGCAGGGUUACUAUAUGCUGGGUGCCAGGCCAUAAGGGGGUCCCAGGCAACGAAGAGGCCGAUAAAGCCGCCAAGAAAGCUGCGGGGAAGCCCCGAACAGGCAAAUACUCGGGCAUCUCACUGGCACAUGCUCAACGGGCCUGUACCGAAGCUUAUAGAGCUGCCAGGGCCAACUGGCUUGCUGCAAAGCUUGCAAAGCGUGCCCAGCGGGCAAGCCAGGCCUACUAUCCCCCCCGGGGAUGGAAGCUUGACCCAAUGUUGGCGAACACCCCCAAGCACCUAGCGCGGCGAUAUUACCAGUUCAAGACUGGCCACGCACCAAUUGGGGCCUAUUUGCACCGAAUUAAGGCCCGAGACUUCCCUAAUUGCUUGGGGUGCUCUAGGGGGACUGAGACGGUAAGACACCUUCUUACAAACUGUCGACAGUGGUGCCACCAGCGGGAAAAACUAUAUGCCGGCUUGGCCGAAGCGGGGGUAAAGGCCCUGCAGGAUAGCGAGCAGUGCCCCGAAGCACGCCUAUUCCAGGACCCAAAGGCCACUACAGCGCUGCUGGCGUUUAUAGGGGCCAUUAGGGAGCGAGAGGAUAACCAACAGGCCUGGGAGCAGGCCUAUAAGACUGAUAAUUGGGGCAUUGAGGCCCUGGAUGAGGGAGAGCGAGAGGGGGAAGGAUAG
Talaromyces rugulosus is the source of this 2718-nucleotide messenger RNA. RefSeq lists its product as uncharacterized. Bases 1 to 2718 code for a protein of 905 amino acids. Lineage: Eukaryota; Fungi; Ascomycota; Eurotiomycetes; Eurotiales; Trichocomaceae. The record is from RefSeq and is a predicted model, not a curated record. Gene Ontology annotation, molecular function: nucleic acid binding; RNA-DNA hybrid ribonuclease activity. The transcript has a single exon.